Cyclocybe aegerita is the source of this 930-nucleotide messenger RNA. Lineage: Eukaryota; Fungi; Basidiomycota; Agaricomycetes; Agaricales; Hemipholiotaceae. The record is from the annotation of a GenBank genome assembly.
AUGUUUUUCCCUCUUUCUGACCUUCCUCUUGAGCUGGCUCUCGAUAUUCUCCGACUGGCUGCGUCCACAAAUGUCAACCAGCAAUACCAAUCCCGGCGGCAAGUUUACCAAACCGCCACUUCUCUUGCCUAUGUUUCCUUUGGUGUACGACAAGCUGUCAUGCCACACCUCCUUCAUACCGUUAUCCUCCACGACCAAAAUUCAGUCAAUUUAUUUGUCCGCUCCAUUGAACAACAGAAAGUACUAGCCUCAGCAGCGUCUCGGCUGAGCUUGGAUUACUCUCAACACGUACGCCGCCUGUGGAGCAAUCGAUGUCACACGCCUCUUGUUCAUUGGCCUCAAGAUCGAUACACCAAUUACCACCACCUUUUCGACAUAUUUUGCAGAUCAGAAGCCCUUGGCUUCACUUUUGAUUCUAUCCAUCUAAUCUACGAAGCCCUCGGUGGCGCACAAUUUCGCCCUCACACCUUGUCGGAAUGGAAUUGCAGGCAGGUCACAUUUGCAGGACAGUACCCUCGUUGGAACACGCUUUCCUCGACUAGCGCCGGAGCUGCAUUCUUACAACGCAUCACCCACCUAACUAUCUGGGUUCCAUACGACGAUACCAUCGACCCGGCUGACAUCUCGCCCGCAGGACAUGUCCCUAACUGGAUCAAUAAGGUCCCUUUCGAACUCAUGCCCAAUCUUUUACACUUCGCCUUCUCUCUCGCCACCCCACCCGGAGCGACUGCGACGAGGAUCCUUGCAUACACCCUACCUACGUCCUCUGCGCAAAGUUCCAUCAUCUUCCGGACGUGGGCUGGGAGCAGCAACCCACUUUCCUAUGGUCGUUUCUUCAACCUCGACGUCGACCACUCUCCUCCUGAACUGAAGUGGGAAAUGGCUUUCCUUCGGAACACAAAUGACCUUAGGGUAGAAAUCGGACGAUAG